AUGAGUGGAUCAAGAGCUAAACAUAAUUUUGCCAAAGAAUGUGAAGAUGCUAUCAAUAAACAAAUCAAUGUGGAAUUGCAAGCUGCUUAUGAUUAUAUGGCAUUCUUCACUUAUUUCGAUCGAGAUGAUGUAUCAUUUCCGAAAGCAGCUGAAUUCUUUCGAAAAGCUUCACAUGAAGAACGUGAACAUGCAGAGAAAUUGGCCAAGUAUCAGAACAAACGUGGUGGUCGUGUUCAAUACAGUGACAUCAAGUGUCCAACUAAGACAGAAUUCAGUGGUUUGGAGGAUGCUAUGAAUACCGCCCUUGGAAUGGAAAAAGCAGUUAGUAAUUCAUUAUUAGAACUCCAUGAAGUAGCUUCAAGGAACAAUGAUCCAGGAUUAACAGAUUUUAUUGAAAGUGAAUUUCUUCAUGAACAAGAAGAUGCAAUUAAACAAUUUGCUGAUUAUUUAACAGAAACACAACGAGUUGGUAAAGGACUUGGAGAAUAUCUAUUCGAUAAAUUAACAUUAAAUGAAUAG
Molecule: messenger RNA, 519 nt
Organism: Schistosoma margrebowiei
Lineage: Eukaryota; Metazoa; Platyhelminthes; Trematoda; Strigeidida; Schistosomatidae
Source: the annotation of a GenBank genome assembly